Molecule: messenger RNA, 1237 nt
Organism: Rana temporaria (common frog)
Lineage: Eukaryota; Metazoa; Chordata; Amphibia; Anura; Ranidae
Gene: HUS1
Product: HUS1 checkpoint clamp component
Exons: 8
Coding region: 143-997 (284 amino acids)
Biological process (GO): meiotic DNA integrity checkpoint signaling; mitotic DNA replication checkpoint signaling; telomere maintenance
Cellular component (GO): site of double-strand break; checkpoint clamp complex; nucleolus
Source: RefSeq, a predicted model, not a curated record
UGAACUUGGUCACACGGCAGUGACGUCAUCUCCAUUUGCCGCUCACGGCAGUGCAGAGUAAAGCAUAGCUUCGUAUUGGAUUGCAGUGAAAUGUAUCUGCGGACAGACACCUGUAGAAGAAAAAGAAGGGGUUAAUGUCGCCAUGAGGUUCCGCUGCAAGAUCGUAGAUGUCAGCUGCCUGAACCACUUCACACGGGUUGUGAACACAAUCACAAAGCUGACCAAGUCCUGCACCUUACGACUUACACCGGACAACCUUUACUUCAUUCUUACCGACAAGGUGGCUAAUGGAGGCGUCAGCAUGUGGUGUGAGCUUUGCCAGGCAAAUUUCUUUGACGAAUUUCAAAUGGAAGGAGUAUCCCAGGAGCAAAAUGAGAUUUAUUUGGAACUGGUACCUGAAAAUGUUUCUCGAGCUUUAAAAACAGCGCAAAAUGCCAAGGCUGUAAAAAUCAAGCUUACAAAUAAGCAUUGCCCUUGUCUUACAGUGGCAGUAGAGCUGCCUUCUUUAUCACUCAACAGUCGUAUUGUUACACAUGAUAUUCCUGUGAGCGUCAUUCCCAGAAGGCUGUGGAAUGACUUUAAAGAACCUACUGUACCAGACUUUGAUGUAAGCAUAUAUUUGCCAGCAAUAAAAACUAUGAAGAGUGUUGUUGAGAGAAUGAAGAAUUUAAGCAAUUUUAUAGUUAUUGAGGCAAAUAGAAAUGGAGAAAUGAACCUAAAAAUAGAAACUGACUUGGUAUCUGUUUCAACUCACUUCAAAGAUUUAGGAAAUCCUCCUUGGGUCUCAGAUGACGUUUCACAGAAUAGCACUCCAGAACGAGACUCCGAUCUCCUAUCGGAAGCCAGAGUUGACAUUAAAAAACUUUUGCAGUUUCUUGCAGGGCAGCAAGUAAAUCCUAACAAAGCUAUAUGUAAUGUUGUUCAUAAACGGAUGGUCCACUUCAUUUUACUUCACGAUGAUGCGACCUUGCAGUAUUUUAUUCCAGCCCUUGCUUAAAAAAAAAAAAAAAAAAACUCAAAGCUGUUUGACAAAAACAUUUUUUUUCAUAAAGAUGAGCAACAAUUAUUCAGAAAUUAUUGCCUUUUAAAUUACAUAACUAAUGCACCAAUUGUUAAGUGUCAUUUUUUUUAUCUUUGUUUUUUGGUUAUUUUUGUUUUGACCAAAACGCCUUUUUCUACAUUCUGAGAAUGUAAAAUUACAGGAAAUAUGCUGCAUAAUAAAAUAGUUUUGGUAAAA